Molecule: messenger RNA, 691 nt
Organism: Eupeodes corollae
Lineage: Eukaryota; Metazoa; Arthropoda; Insecta; Diptera; Syrphidae
Product: small integral membrane protein 14
Exons: 5
Coding region: 239-553 (104 amino acids)
Cellular component (GO): endoplasmic reticulum
Source: RefSeq, a predicted model, not a curated record
AAGUUUUCUUUUUGUUUGUGGUUUGAUUUUACGAUGGAGAAGAAGUGAAAUUAAAAGAAAAAAUAUAACUUUUGCAAUUAAAAAUCUAGUUUUUCUUCUUCCAAUCCAAUACAGACUAGUUUCAGUUCUUAAUCUUGAAUAUACCAAUUUCAAUUAAUCUCAACAAAACAAAAUAAACAUCAAUCCAACAAAUUCCAACAACCCAUAACAACAACAAAAAACAAAUAACAUCCUUAAAAUGGCUGAUGACUGUAGCUGCGAGUGUGUUUGGACGCAUGAAAUGGCAAUCCGUCGAUUAUUGUCUUUGAUUCGACAAAGCCAGUCCCACUGCACAGACACAGAAUGUAUAGACCUGCCUAGUCUUCCAAGUCCAACAGGAGGAGAAGAAACUAGUUUUACCAUGAUGACAAUGUUCAUGGUUUUGGCUGUGAUCUUGUAUUUCAUUAAACCCGAUUCCAUAAUGAAGGUUUAUAAUUCAAAGAAACCCAAUGGUGGACGGCCAUCUGGUGGGCGGGAUCCCCCAAGUGGUGAUGCACCGCCAGCUGUAAAUUAAUAUUAAUUUCUUUUUGGUUUAAAUACAAUUAUCAAAAAAGACAAACAGAAAUAACACAAGUAUAUAAGUACCAAAACAAAGUAUAUUAUGUACACUUAGCCGAUAUUAAAUGUAUUUCAUUCAAAAACAAACAAAAAA